Messenger RNA from Acipenser ruthenus (sterlet), 4727 nucleotides. RefSeq names its product tRNA-uridine aminocarboxypropyltransferase 2-like. Lineage: Eukaryota; Metazoa; Chordata; Actinopteri; Acipenseriformes; Acipenseridae. The record is from RefSeq and is a predicted model, not a curated record. The coding region runs from base 51 to 929 and encodes 292 amino acids. The transcript is spliced from 6 exons.
CUUGUGUCAGUGUCAGUCAUUGCAUGCGCAACGCGGCUGCGUAGCAGUGCAUGUUUUCUCAGAGCAACAUGGAGACCGAGGACUUGGGCCCUUUGUCUCUCAGCCUUACCGAAGCUACUUGCAGUCAGGAUGAAAAAUGCUUUUUGUUUUGCGAAGAGGGCGAGAAUGAGAACAAUUUGGGAGGCCUUAGUGAUCUGUCAGAUUUGCCGGUUGAGAGGACUGAGGGGCGACCCACGUGUUCACGGUGCAGCCGUCCACAGAAGGUUUGCCUGUGCCCUUUCCUUCCAGUCCAUCCUUUAGAUGUCUCCACGUGCUUGUAUAUAGUUCAGCAUCCAGCUGAGGAGAGUCGAGUAUUACGGACUGUUCCUCUUCUGGCUGCCUGUCUUCCUCCAGGGAACUGCAAGGUUUUAGUUGGAAGACGUUUUAGUGAGGACAGAUAUCCUGAACUGGCCUCUGUGUGUAAAAGCCCUGGUACUCUGAUUCUUUAUCCCGGAUCUGAUGCAGAGAACCUUGAAGAACUGGACUUCAACUCCUCAGCUGCACCUUACAACAUCAUUAUUAUAGACGGUACAUGGAGCCAGGCCAAGGAUAUGUUCCUUAGGAACCCGCUCUUCCACCUUCCAAAGCAGGUGCAAUUGAAAACUUCACUGUCAAGUCAGUAUGUAAUCCGGACUCAACCAACCAAUACCUGUCUCUCUACACUGGAAUGUGCUGCUAUUGCUCUUUCAAUCAUGGAAAAGAAUGAUUCAAUACAAGAGGUUAUACUGCGUCCUCUCAAGGCUCUGUGCUCAUUUCAGCUGCAACAUGGUGCUCAGGUCCAUCACAGCAAGGAACACCUCCUUAAAAAUGGAAUAUAUGACAAACCCAUGCCAAAGAAUAAACGCAAACUGAAAAGAAUGGAACUACUAAUGAACAAUAAAAAAAUGUAGGUAGAUUUUGUAUUUUUUUAUUUUACCUUUUCAACUGGGAAUAAAUAAGUGAUAAAGCCCAGAAAUGAGAGAAUUAACAGGGAUUACUGACCAGUUAGGUAAUUACAAUCUAUUAUGUAAUUCAUAGUGGUUUUAUGUUGGUGAAGAAGAAUGCAUUUGUUUGGCAACAUUUUUAUAAGGUCUUAUGUAGAUUGCUAGAUUAUGGAGAACUUGAAAUCAGUUUUUUUUUUUUUUUUAAGUCCAUUAAUAUUUAUUACAAAUUGUUCUCACAUCUUGUUCUUGUUUGGUUAUUUAAACAUGUCUAAAGUAAAUCAGGAACACUGGAUUUAGUGCUUAUUAACCCUUAACUGCUGGGGUGAAAAGACACAUUUAACAAAAAAUAAUGAUGCGGCACGUCAUUCAUGCCAAUGCAUCACAGAGAUUAAAUUGCCAUGAAACCUAGUUUCUUGAUCCUCUGGUGUUGUCUUAAAGCUAGUUUAACCCAAAGCCAGGUCUGAGGCUUUUGUCAAAUAUACAGUGUGACACAUAAAGAAUGGAGAAACCCCAACAUAUAUACAUACACAUAUUUCCUCAUCUACAGAAGUUACAAUGAAAUACAAGUUAAAGAAAACACAAAGUGUAUUUAACUCUUUUGAUCCACCUCAGAAAUCAAUGGUUAACAUGAUACAUAAAUAUCUAAUGAUAUGCUGUCUAAACUACAACAAAUGACAUGAACAUCACUCAAGAUUUUCAUAUGGAUUAUUACAUGCACCUGAAAUGCAUAUGCUUCAUUAAGCAGGGGUAACUAAAGGAGGUCCUGCAUGACUGGACUAAGAGUAGUUAUCAGUGAGUACUUGUUUUUAAAAUGUUUGGGAUUUGCUUUCAGCAAAACACUACAAGUUAAAAAUAAAUGUACAAUGUAUCGCAGUAUACUCUGGUGGAUUUCUUGCUCAGGGUACUUUAUAAACUGUUUCUGUAUUACUUGAAACUCUUCUGCAUAUUAUCCACACGUGCAACGUUGUUGGAGGGCAGUGUAUGUGUGUAUAUUAAAUAUGUAAUAUGUAUAAUAAAAUUAAUAAUAAACUUACAUUUUAAGCAGUAUACAAUAAUUUAGUGUGAAAUUAUAUAACAGGAAAGCACACAGUCACCCCAGUAUUGUACAUCUUAGAUAAACUAAAUAUUUACCAUGCAUAUUUUUGGUAACACUUUGUCAUUCUUAGAAUUUAGUUUCACCUUAACAAUUAGGGGUUUAUUAAACUAAGUCCUGCCGUGAACUUAAACAUAUAUUUGGGUUAACGCUAGAACGACCGCGUUUAUAGGCAUUCCUAGAACAACCAUGACCGGUUAAUUUGACCGGUGUAUUAACCCUUUGCGGUCCAUUUAUUUCAGCACGUCUCAGGUGCGUCAGGUCCAAUUUAUUUUCACAAGCGCAGUUUAUUUUAGACGCAUUGUUUAAAAGUAUUUUUUUUCACAGUAAAACAGGUUUAAAAGGCACUGCAUAUCAACUGCAUCUCCAGCCCCGCCCCACCACUUGUUUGCUAUAUUUUUCACAUACCUCUUAAUAAUAGUACAUACCGAUAAAUCAUCUCCUGAUCACUCGUUUUAUCACCAAACUCCUCAAUAAUGCGAUCCAAGUCAUUAUUUUAUUACUAUAACAUCUAAAAAAAGCUCUGCAAAUGUCUGUGAUAUUCUUUGAGCGCUGGAUGCAGAAGCAGCUAUCUUGUUUGUUUAUGUCCGUGUUAUCUAUGUGGUGUCGGGGGUAUCUGUAUUCAUGAGAUACGCCCCUUUUUUUCGGCUUCUCUCGGCUCCUAUCGGUCUCACUCGGCCAUUGAAUGAUUUUCUCGGCUCUUUCUGGAGAAAAAACGACUAGAGAUCUGUUUUUUAUGUAUUAUUGAUGAUGUCGGACAGGGUCCAACAUUGGACCGGAAAGUGAAAAUUGCAAUGUCGGACCAGGUCUGACAUAGGACUGCAAAGGGUUAAAAACAACAUAAAUAUUAUAAUGAAAGGACAAACAAUUGAAUAUAAGUCGUAGUUUUAUUCAGGAAUGUGAAUGUAUUUAUAUACAGACAUAUUACAUAAAGCGCAACCUCAAAAAACUGUAAAUAUUUGAAAAUAAAUUUCUGUAUAUACAGGUAUAUCAUGGACAUACAAAACUGUACAACUGAAACGAUGUAAAUAAGUGUUAAAAAACAAAGCGUAUAUACGCAACCAAAGCUGUGUGUUUAUAUACAGACAUACUAUAAUCGAAAUGACAUGAAUAAAUAAACAUUUGAACAGAUUGGGCAUCAUUUACAAUCGUUUACAAAGUCUAAGUGCUGGCACAAAUCACACAGAUCCUGAACUUUUCAACAUAUGCAGUGCACUUACUGCAGACUGUCUUUUCGCAUUUGGCACAGAUAUCAACAGUAACCCAGGCUUCUGGCACCAAAUGCACCACAGGCAUAUACUAGUGCAAGGAAAGCUUCUAAUUCCUCCAAGGGCAUUGACCAGGGAUCAUCUUGUAGUUGUCGGCGAGCUUCAGGAUUGCCUCUUCUCCCACUGGAUAUCCUGCGCCCUCUUCACACACUCGAUCCUGGCACUUUGCUGGCAUCCUCCUCACUAUCACUGCUGCUGGAAGAUUCAUCUUCACAAACCCAGUCUGCUCUUCACAAGACCCAGAUUCGUCAUUGUCCGUCUCUGCUGCAUCAGAAUCAUUGUUUGGUAACAUUUUGCAGUAAUUCCAAACACUGCUUUGCUGUCCUGCAUCUUCUGCAAUCCAUUUUCAAUGUAUAUUGGGAUAAAAAUGAAUUUCUUAGAAAAUCGAGCGACUUGUACAGUAACCAGAGUGCAAACAGACAGCCGGGCGCUGUCAGCUGUCAAGGCUGAUUGAUGGGCUAUCAGGAGGCUCAUUGAAACAACAGAAAUAUCAAAAGACCGCUCACUUGAGGAAUGCAGACAUGAUAUAAUCAAACUUCAAUACAUGGCGACAAGUCCCGAAUGAUAAAUACAAACAAUAACGCAACAUUUAAUUGUUAUAAUAUGUUUUACAUGUAUCGGUCAAUUUGACUGCUCCUGGUCGGAAUAGGUAUGACAGUAUUUUAUCUUGUUAAUUUUUGCAGCUACGGGAUUCUUUCUUUGUCAGGUAAUUAGUACAUAUAUUUAUGAAAAGUCAGGUAAGAACAGCUCCGUAUCUUAAACACACGCAGUUUAAGUUUAAAUUCCAAAAACCGAAGCAUAAUAUAUAUGAACAUUUAUUUUACAAAAGCAACUGAGCAAAUUAAACUUAUAACAAAACUUUUUACAGAAGCGCAGCAGCACAACAAGUUAUAAAAAAGUCAAAUUUAUUUUUCUGCUUUUAUAGACAAAAGGGUAUUCCUUUACCUUGAGUCUAAGGCUGUUCACAAUCAACACAGAUAAUGCGCUUCUCCACACGUGCAGUGUACUUUCCACACACCGCCUUUCUGCACAGGGCACAGCUGUACGAAGUUUUAUUUUUAUUGCACUUGCCAACCUGGCAUUGGCGUCUCUUGCGGCUGUCAGCGGGGUUGCCAGCUUCAGUUGUGGGUACACGCUUGGCAGUCUCCCUCUGUUCCAAAUACUUAUUGCGAAGUUCCUGUGCUAACUGUAAAAUAUAUUCUCUCCUUGGUAAAUUCUUCUCCGUGCAUUCUUUAUAAAGUUCCCAGGAGUUGAUGGCUGCUAGGUCCAAUACAUUGUUAAACACCUGAACAGACCACCGGCGGGAGCCAGCUUUCACAGAAUACUUUCACGCCAUCUGAUCCAAAACAUCAACUCCAUAUUUUGUUGCGUUGUAAAACUCCACGUUCUCUGUUUUUUUUUUUU